CAUCACCUGACCGAGGAGCUUUUGUUAGUAAUCUCGACGGCACUUCUCUCAGUUCAGAAACGUACAGAUCCUCCAAAGAAGUCAGCAACAUGAAGAUAUUGUACCUGCUUUUGUUUGCAGUUUUUGCAUGGACCUCCGAUGCGAUCGUGCGGAUUCCACUGAAGAAGUUCCGCUCCAUAAGACGCACACUCACUGACUCUGGCCUGAAGGUGGAGAAGUUGCUAGCUGGAACCAACUCCCUCAAGUACAACCAGGGCUUCCCCUCCAGCAAUGACCCCACACCAGAGACUCUCAAGAACUUCAUGGAUGCUCAGUACUAUGGGGAGAUCGGACUAGGCACUCCUGUCCAGACAUUCACGGUGGUCUUUGACACUGGAUCCUCCAACCUGUGGGUGCCAUCUGUUCACUGCUCAUUCACUGAUAUCGCUUGCUUGCUGCAUCACAAGUACAACGGAGCCAAGUCCAGCACAUAUGUGAAGAAUGGCACAGAGUUCGCCAUUCAGUAUGGCUCUGGGAGCCUCUCUGGCUAUCUGAGUCAGGACAGCUGCACGAUUGGAGACAUAGUUGUGGAGAAGCAGGUGUUUGGUGAGGCAAUCAAACAGCCUGGCGUGGCCUUCAUUGCUGCCAAGUUUGAUGGCAUUCUGGGCAUGGCCUACCCAAGGAUCUCUGUGGACGGAGUGCCACCGGUGUUUGACAUGAUGAUGAGUCAGAAGAAAGUGGAGCAGAAUGUGUUCUCCUUCUACCUUAACAGGAAUCCCGACACUGAACCCGGUGGCGAGCUGCUCCUCGGAGGAACCGACCCAAAGUACUACACCGGAGACUUCAACUAUGUGCCUGUCACUCGGCAGGCCUACUGGCAGGUUCACAUGGACGGAAUGGGCAUUGGCAGCCAGCUGACCCUGUGUAAGGAUGGUUGUGAGGCCAUUGUGGACACGGGCACCUCCCUCAUCACUGGACCCCCCGCCGAGGUCAAGGCCCUGCAGAAGGCCAUCGGAGCCAUCCCCCUCAUCCAGGGAGAGUACAUGGUGGACUGCAAGAAAGUGCCCACUCUCCCCACCAUUUCCUUCGUCCUGGGUGGACAGACCUACUCACUCACUGGAGAGCAGUACAUUCUUAAGGAGAGCCAAGGCGGGAAGACCAUCUGCCUGAGCGGCUUCAUGGGCCUGGAUCCCCCUCCUGCAGGGCCCCUGUGGAUUCUGGGAGAUGUAUUCAUUGGCCAGUACUACACUGUGUUUGACCGUGAGAGCAAUAGAGUGGGCUUUGCCAAGGCCAAAUAAGUCCAUUUUGACGUAGGCCGUGCGUCAGUCAGUCAACGGGUAGGAGAAGAAACAAGGAGAGUGGUACAAAUCUCAGCGAAAACUGUGUCAUGUUGGGACUGGAGAGUAGCAUUAUAAUGUUGUGAAUUUGCACUGAUCUUAACCUAGCCUGCAAAGUGUUUUAAAACCAAUUUUAAGGCAAAUAAAGCUUGUGGAAUUUUAAUCUGUCAAGAUAAAACCAAGUAAAUUCAGCAUCUAUGAGAAUGCAAUCAGGGUCUGUGCUAACUAGCAUCAACACUAUGGUUUUUUUUUUGUUUUUGUUUUCAUUUGUGGUGAGGGGGACAGCCUCUUGAUUUUAAAGAACUGCUGUUGAUUUUAAUUGCCUUUGAUUGCCUCAAAGUGGUAUGGAGCUCAUGAUGACGAUGAAAUAAACACUUUUAAAGUCUA
Messenger RNA from Alosa alosa (allis shad), 1703 nucleotides. It is a transcript of the gene ctsd, whose product is annotated as cathepsin D. Gene Ontology annotation, molecular function: aspartic-type endopeptidase activity. Gene Ontology annotation, biological process: proteolysis. Gene Ontology annotation, cellular component: lysosome. The record is from RefSeq and is a predicted model, not a curated record. Lineage: Eukaryota; Metazoa; Chordata; Actinopteri; Clupeiformes; Clupeidae.